AUGAAGCCGGCCGCCAGCGGCGGGAUUCUUCUGCGGCUGGCGGAGUCGCCGCUCGCCAACGAAGCAGAGUUGCAAGAUGUACUCGCGGCCGCCAAGUCUGCGGCGGUGAAGACAUCCGCCGUGCACGACAAGUGGCGCACCGUCAAACUACUGGCAGCAGCCGCGCGAUGUACACUUCAGGCAGGACGCGGCACUUUUGCAUUGCCGCUUAUCACAACAGCGUUCGAAUUAUCCCCACCGCCUUUUAGUCAGCUAACACGAUUACAGUAUGAGGUGACUGAAACAGAUAGGUGUGAGAUGGCGCAUCUUAUUUCUUCCAUAGCCGCUAAUACGCAAGAGGAUGAUAAAGAGGUGACCGCUAUUGUGUGUACAUCAAUUAUGGUAUGGCACACCGCAUUAGCCACAGUUGACACAUCAGGCAGUCAUCCACAAACUUUUUUGCGAUUUUCUCAUGCUGUUACCCACAUACUCACAUCACUCGUGGUAGAUGAACCCGCACUUGAGAAUUGGAGUACAUGUUGGAUGUACAAUGUACUAGCAUUUGCGCAUUGCCACAAGAAGAGAGAAGCGGUAGGGUUUUAUUUGUUAAGGGAAAUUCAUGAUGAGAAACGACUUUCUGAUCUGGUCCCUGUAGAUGAAUGGGGAUUUUCCUGUUCAACUGGAGUGAAUAUUUGUGUUCGUUUGGGUCUUCGUGGGUCUCAUGUUGCUACAAUGUGGAAACGCUUCUGUGCAUCUUUGUAUGCUGAAGGUUCACUUGUGUUGCGAGAAGCACAAGAGGAAGUAUGUCGACACAGCUCUGAUGCGAUGAGCAUUUUACAACAGGCUUUUCAGAAGGAGACAACUCACUUACAAGUUGAUUUUCGACGACCACUGGCUUUGUCCAUUAAUGAUGUGAUUGCCCUCCGUGACACGGUAUUAGAUGCCAAAGUAUGUUUAACCCGAAAAAAAUUUGAUCUAGUUCGUCUGGCAUCUUUUUUGGUGAUAUUUGAAAGUGGAGAAUCUUAUCUUUCUUCUGUUGAUUACCCAAUGGCCUCUGUCUCUAGUGUAGUGGCGUUGGCUCAACGCCAGCGGUAUACGGACAUUGCAGUGGAAAUACUUCAACUUGGUCUUCGAACUAAUUCGAAUGGUAACUCAUUCGUUGUAUCUGGAAAGGAACUCAAGCUCCUUUUUGAGCAUACCAUAAGUGGGGAUUCUGGAAUCCAAUGCAGUCCACACCACAUACAGUCGUUGUAUAUUUCUGCCCAAGAACAACAACAACAACAACAACAACAACAGCACCCAAAUGAGCCAGAGAUGUUGUUACAUGAAGCUAUACAAAACUGGAGUGCUUUUGAUAUGCUGCGAACUCUUUUGUUUUCAGAAACACUGGAGGGUCUCUUGCCAGCUGCUAUAACCUUAAUAAGGGGUGAUACUAAACUGGCACAUCAACUGCUUAGUGAUAAAGUUGCACCCUCAUUUGUCCUUGAGGGAUUAUCACGAACUGUUAUUUCUCUUGUAGAAGAGGGUGAUGUGCCGCUGGCUCGAUGCUUCCUACCGUUGCUGGUGGGUAUCUGCGUACGCAUGCCAUCACAGGCACAUCUACUACUAACAUUGCAAGCAAUCACCUCUUUCGUGCAAUCCUGCUCUGAUGAUGAUGAUGAUGAUGAUGGGGAAUGGAAGGCUCUUACAGCUAUUCUUCUCCCAUUGAUGCCACCACGUUGUGCUGGAGCUACACUCACAUACCAGGAGACAAAAACAACGGUGAUAGGGCGUACAUUUUCCAAGAGAUGUCAAGUGUUUGAUACGCUUCGUAGUGCUGUUUCUGCGUCUAGUAGUACAUAUGAUUAUUCUCAGUUGCAGAUCAUUCUCACGGCGGACCAGAAAGGAGUACGUCUGGUUCGUACCAGCAGUAUAAAUGGGAUAACACCAUGGGAAAAAGUGUUGCCGGUUAAGGAGGUUUUAUUAGAAAUGGUAAACCGAAUGCGGGAUAUUGAGUUAAGGAAUCGGCGUCAUCUAGAUAGUUUCAACUCAGAAGAAGAGUUUACAACGUUAGAAAAGAUACACAAUGACGAUUCUAUUGGGGAAAAACCGAAUGAUAAAAGGCGAGUGGAGUGGUGGGAGCAGCGUCAUGCGUUGGAUCGUGCUUUGGGGGACGUUGUAAAGGAGAUGCAAUCUGAAAAUAUCUUUGGAUGUUGGCGAUUGGCCAUGUGUGGUGAUUUAACCUACUCUUGUAUGAUGGAACUUCAAUCUAUGGCAUCUGAGCUAUUACAAAGGUGUGAGGCUCCUCUAAAGCACGUGGAAGAUGUAGUGAUGAUAUUAAUGGGACUUCCUUUUCUUAAGAUAUGUCAUGUAUUCAAAGAUAGACUUCCAUUUAAUCCUUCUCAUGUGAAUAUGGAGUCAUCUUGUGAUCUGUGUAAUGAAAUUUUCUUAGAUAUUGCACAAGGGUUAGAGACGGAGUUGCUUAAUCAGGGUAUUAUUGCUUCCUUGGGUGAUGAUGAUGUUACUAUGGUACGCGAGAUGUGUCUCCGCACUCUUAGAGCCAUAUGGAAUGCUAGUUUUGGUGAAGAAAAACAAAACGUAGAACAUUUGGAUUUACUUCAAUUAACACGUAGUCCUGUUUAUCUUGUACUAGAUAAUGAGCUUCAUUGUCUUCCGUUUGAAGCUAUAGAUGUUUUUCGAUGCGGAAACGUUUCUCGUGUUCCUACAGCUACAUUUAUAUCUUUAAGAAGUAAUGGACGAUCAAGGUCUCUCGGUGACGGUUUAACGUACUGUGCGAUUGACCCAAAUGGAGUUAUGCCAAAAACGUCUAAACGUCUGUUGCCUGUCUGUCAGCGGAAUGGUUGGACUGUAAAUUCAAAUGGUAUAACUUCUGGAAAGUUACGUGAAUUGUACGCCUCUCAGGCAAAACUUUAUGUCUAUGUUGGUCACGGAAAAGGGGAACGAUUUCUUAAUCGUCAAGAAUUAUACGAACGAUUUCCUGACCCGAUAAACUUUCCAGCCGUUUUCUUAAUGGGAUGUAGUAGUGCGUAUAUGGACAGUGGUCCGUCGUUUGAUUGCUUCGGCAUGCCCUACGCUUUCUUGCAUGCGGGAUGUCCAUUGUUUAUGGGCUGUUUGUGGCAUGUAACAGAUGGUGAGAUUGAUAGACUGACAAAGCGACUAUUGAUGUUAAUUUCAGGUGAUAGCUGCGGGGAUUCUUGUGUACGCCGUCCUCAGACAAUUGGUGAGGCUCUUGCGUUGGUGCGACAGGCAUGCAAGCUUCCAUUCUUAACAGGAUAUGCCACUGUUCUCUAUGGCAUAAACCUUCCUCUGCAGAGUGCUAUUGAGGAAUAG
Trypanosoma theileri is the source of this 3309-nucleotide messenger RNA. Its product is annotated as putative separase, putative,cysteine peptidase, Clan CD, family C50. Gene Ontology annotation, biological process: proteolysis; meiotic chromosome separation. The record is from RefSeq and is a predicted model, not a curated record. Gene Ontology annotation, molecular function: cysteine-type endopeptidase activity. The transcript has a single exon. The coding region runs from base 1 to 3309 and encodes 1102 amino acids. Lineage: Eukaryota; Euglenozoa; Kinetoplastea; Trypanosomatida; Trypanosomatidae. Gene Ontology annotation, cellular component: centrosome; mitotic spindle; nucleus.